AUGAAUUUCUCAAACAAUAGCACAAUGACUGAGGAGGAGACAAAAUAUUUUUAUAGAAAUAUUUAUAUGAAAAUAUGCAAUCAGGCUUGUCAAAAAUAUGGCAGUAAAACACGACCAAAAGUAUCGCUGUAA
Vairimorpha ceranae is the source of this 132-nucleotide messenger RNA. RefSeq lists its product as hypothetical. Lineage: Eukaryota; Fungi; Microsporidia; Nosematidae. The coding region runs from base 1 to 132 and encodes 43 amino acids. The record is from RefSeq and is a predicted model, not a curated record. The transcript has a single exon.